CGAACGGAGGGUUUGCACAGACUGGAGAGAGCUGGAGAGAUCUACUGGAUGAAGGACACGUACACUGCUGGUGCCAUGGACGAGCCUCUCUGGACCUCAGUGUCAGGUGGAGCCCUGCAGUAAGAUGCUCGAGUCUAUGUUUGUCUGCAGUUCCCCUCCUGUGACCUCUCACCUUUGGCUGCUCAUUCUCUCCUGCUCUCUUCAUGGUCAACCAGCCCUGUCUGACCUGGUGUUCUCCACCCAUCCAGAGGACGGUGUUGGUGUACUGGGUGCUCCCCUCACACUGUACUGUGCAGUGUAUGACUCCAGCAGCCAGGGGGAACUGUCUGUUAGAUGGGAGAGGGCCAGUGGAGAGCCAGCACCAUUGACUCCUGGUCCUGGCAGAGGGAUCCACCAAUUGGCCAACGGAUCUCUGUUCUUCCCCCAGCUGAGAGAGGGGGACCUGGGGAGAUAUGUCUGUAGUGCAGGCAUUGGAGCCAAACACAUCAUGACUGUUGUCCAAGUGAUGGAAGCUGACCUGGAGGUGGUGUUCUUCAGUCCUCAGUCUCAGACAGUCAGUGAGGGUCGGCCAGUGUUCCUCCAGUGUGUCUCAGGGGACAGCUCCCCCCCAGCACACAUCACCUGGCUCAAAGACAACACACUCUUCACCAAAGGCGCUCAGAUUCAGGGUCAAUAUGGAGGGGGUAACCAGAGGAAGACCUCAGGCACUCUUCACCUCUCUAAUGUCUCAAUAGAGGACGACGGGGAAUACGUCUGUGUCACACACAACACCUUACUGAACACCAGCCGGGAAAGCAAGGCAGCUACACUCACAGUACAAGGAGUCCCUACAAGGCUGCAGAUCACUCAGGGCCCUGACAACAUCACAGUUGCCAUAGAGACGGAGGCCUCCAUGCGCUGUGUUGUCCGAGGCUUACCACCUCCCACAGUGCAAUGGUUCAAAGACAGCCAUCUCCUUGUGAACAACUCUGGCUUCAGUCUGCAGAACAAGGGACAGCUGCUUGUUUUCAAGAAUGUGUCUGAGGAUGAUGAGGGUUCCUACCACUGUGAGGCCAGGAACAAGAGGGAGACAGUCAGGUCUAAGACUGCCUUUCUCCUUCCAGCAGUGAUGGGGUGGACCUUUGUCCAGCAGCCUACCAACAAGUCUGUGAGGAUGGGGGAGUCUGUUACUCUGGUUUGUAGACCCCCUUACAGCAGGCCUCCAACAACAGUGUCCUGGUUCAAAAACAACCGCCUCCUCGCUCCCAAGACACACUUCACUGUCAGGCCUAGUGGAGACCUCAUCUUCCACAGUGUCUAUGACACAGACAGUGGAGUCUACUUCUGCAGAGCAUCCAAUGUCUACCUGUACAGAUCUGUGACCUCCAGAGCAGCCAGACUGACCGUUCUGGCAUCUCCCUCGGUGAGGCUGUGGCCACAAGUGGUGACAGUCCCUGUAGGGGCCCAGGUGGUGUUCCAGUGCCAGGUCUGGGGACAGCCCCUCCCCUCCAUUGUCUGGUCCAAACAGGGACGCUCCAUUCAGACUGGUGGCAAGAUCGCUGUGGGCGUGAGAAACACUACCCUCUACAUCCUGUCUGUCAGGAGCUAUGAUGAGGGCACGUACACUUGUGAAGCCUCCAACACUGUGGGGCAUGACCGGAGAACAGCUACUUUACGUGUCGCUGUAAGCCCCAUCAUAGUGUCCUUCCUGGGGGCAGUGAGCAGCUCAGAGGGGUCCUAUGUGGUCCUGCCAUGCAGGGCAGUGGGGGACCUCCCCAUCAGGUACACCUGGACCAGGGGACACUCCAUCACCCCAACCCUGGAGAGGCAUGUAGAUGAUGAGGGGGCUCUGCAUAUCUCCAGUGUUCAGGUGUCUGAUGCAGGGGACUAUCACUGUACCGCUGAGAACAUAGUGGGACGACAGCAGAGAAGAGCCACCCUCACCAUCUCUGCUGAAGAUGACCCAGCUGAUAGAGAAAGGCAGCAUAGACAGAUUGUAUCUGCAGUGAGUAAUAAUGAGGUUCCAAAGACUGAAGCAGAGCAGAGAACUCCCCUGUCCAGUAAUGACCUGAGUCUAGUUCAGCAUUCUGAGAUGACCCACUCACAUGUCUCCCUACAGGGAGGAAGCACAGUCCGAGCAACUCAAAGAGACUCAAGCAAUGACAUCCCCCAAGUGUCUACUCCUGACACUCUACGACUGUUCUCGUCUCUCAGGCAGACAGCUUUAGGACUAGCAGGUCUCUACAGAGGACAAACAGGACUGCUGGUUCCACCUGACCUUCACUCUCUGCUCCCAUUGGACCUGGCCUCGGCCAAUCCAACCCAGUCCCCAGUCACACAGAUCCAGCAUCCGGUGCUACAACCCCUACCUCCACCUCUAUUUGAACCCUUAGACUUACUCACACAACCUUCAGUAACUCAUAGAGUCAUCUCACUCACUCAGAUUCAAAUAAUACCUAACCAGCCAACAUUAACACACAACCCACCCCCAGUGACACAACGGCAGGUUUUAGUCCCAGAUAGCCAAUCUCCAUUAACACAGUCCAUAUCCCAAAGCCUCCACAACCAGCCAUCAGUCAUGCAUAUCCAGCGUCAAGUCACUGAGCAACCAAUUAAACCUCUAAACCACAUUGGAAGAUUUACCCAGUCUCUGGUCUCACUCCCGCAGCUUCCAGACUCUUCCAGCCACCCGUCUGAUCCCUUUACCCAGCGUCCUGAUUCUCUUACCCAGCCCAAAGAACCUUUGACUCAGUCUCUACUCAUUCACGGCCUGCAUGCUCCCGACUCAAUCGCUCAAACCCACCAUCCUGUACCUCAAAGUAAUCCUUCAGACCCACAUAUCCAGAAUCCUAGCACCAUCACCCUGUUUUCACGCUCACAAACCCAGACUCAACCAUCCAAAACUCAGCCUCAACCAUCACCAACCCAGCAUGAACCUACACAAACCCAGCGUACAGAUCUACUCAUCCAGCCUUCAGGAUCAAACACCCAUCUUCCUGACCUGAUCACCACACCCCCCACCCCUGACCCCCAGGGCCCUAGUGCCCCCUAUGCCUCCACCCCAGACCCCCUGCAGCAGAACACGAGCCAGCCUGCUAACCCAGCCAAACCAACCAGGCCCAAUGACACAGAGCCCACAGAGUGGCUGAAGAGUAACACCUCUCAGUCCCCCAUGAGGACCAAUGAGGACCCCAGAGUAAAGCCUCCUCCUCCGUGGCUUCCAGUGCUGGAGAAACAUGACAUCCCCAUCGUGGUGGGAGUGGGUGUGUCUAUGGCCUUCAUCUUCAUCACCAUGGCCUUCUACUCCCUGGUCCAGAAGAACGAGCCUGUCCCCACUAUUAGAACCUUGUCUUCCACAGUUCCCAGGAACCUGGGCGUCCCAUGCAGACAUGCUGAAGGUCUGGACACUGGGAGGACCUAUGAGAACAGGGCAUUUGAGGAUGAUGAUUUGGUGGCUGUGAUUGAACAAAGCCCCAACACAUCAGAUACACGCGCAAGGCCUCCUGCCCCCAGCCCAGUCACUGUGAUGAUAGACCCUGCCUCUGAUGACACACAGCCCCCGCACACUCCAGAACACUCGUUCAUAGCAGAGACCUAUCUUGAGCCCAGCGAAGACACACAGGUUGACCACUUCCUGGAUGAAGAGAAGGAAUGCAGCCUGUCUCACCCCAGUAUCCAGCUGCAGUGUGUGGAGGACUGGGGGGGCGGAGGAGUAGAAUACGGACAAUGCCAGGGCCAAGAAAUCCUACCCCAUCCCCCCCCUCUCUCUCCUUUCCCACCUCCUGUGCGUGAGGAAAGCCUGCGCUCCUCCCUGACCCUCCAGACAGCUGAGCCCUAUGCCACACCGGUCCGCCACAGUGUCAGCAUCUGCCACAGUAAUGCCCCCCUCCUCCUCUCCCACUGCAUCUCCCUGGGCCUUACCACCGUCGCCGUUGAUGUCCACUUCUACCCAGCAGCCCCUGCUUCCACCACCACGACUGUGGCAGCCGUCACCCAGAUCAAUGCUACCACCGCUACUGCACCAGGGCCCCAGCUCAGCUCCCGAUUGGCCCACAGUCAGGAGCAUGACCAAUCGGCUCCUACCGUGCGCCAGAGUAAGUAACUAGAUAGAGGGAAAGGCAGAUGGAGAGAUUAUUCCAACACAGAUGUUGCCAUUAGUCUCCACUGGAGAGUUUGGCUGGAUUGUUGGUCGUCUUCACAUCUCAACUGUCUUGUUCUGACAGUGGUGAGGAGAAUGUGUGUGUAUCAAAAAGAGCGAUCCAUCUGGAUUCUGGAACCAUCCACUGAAGACUAUAGGACAACUGCCUUUACUCUGAUGCCUUUAAUCAACCUAAAAUGCUCUACACAUACUGUACCAGUCAGCUACAAAUGUGUCAAUAACAAAGUAAUGUCAAUGUAUUCUGUUUCUGUCCUUCGCAAAGAAAAAUCACGAGAAUAAUUUAUUCAUAUAAAUUAUUUCUGCUGUUUUUUAUUUUCUUACUACUGAAAGCCUUUGAAUAGGGAAACAAUGUAUUAUGUCUUCAAUGUGUAUUACAAAUGUCAGUUACAUAAUGGUUCUUUAGGCCUAAAAUAAUGUAUUCAUAGGAAGCAAAAACAAUGUAAUAUAGGCAAAAAACAUAUUAACUGCAUCCAUAACCCUCUACAUGCCAUGGUUUCUGACUUUACUGAGUAUAUAGUGUUGUGUACAUGUCCAUUAUAUUUAUAUACUUCAUAAACUAGUUUGAAUGUGCAAAUACAUUUUUAUCAGUUGUAUAUUCUACAAUGAAAAAAGCCAAGGAGAAAACAGAGGUGUACAAAAUAUUGCAAUCUUUGUUGCUGUACACUUCCUAUUCAGGUAACCCCCCCCCUCUCUCUCUCUGUUGGGCCAUAAACAGACUGUUACUUCUGUGCUGAAACCAAAGGAAGAUGUUAUGACGACAGGGCUUAAGUCCCAACUGAGACCCAGUGGACCCACAAUUGAGAUGAUCAGUGAUUUUAUGUGUUCAUUAUCUGGAUCAGUUAACUUUAUGUUCAGUGAAAUGUCUCAAUUUCAUUAAUUUCCUUUUCUACCACCAUGAAUUCACCCCUCAGACAUUACUGUGUAACAAUUUAGAAUUCUGUUUUUUUAUCAUUGUAUUUGUUUCAACAACAUGUACCGUAUCAAUUGUUCCUAACAAUGACAAUGUCAACAGAAGUGAUCGUAAACAAAGGUUUUUAUUUUGUAAUAUUACAUAUUUAUUUUGGUGUAUAAAAAUAUCUUUAGUGAUCUUGUUACCUUUGU
Molecule: messenger RNA, 5239 nt
Organism: Oncorhynchus nerka (sockeye salmon)
Lineage: Eukaryota; Metazoa; Chordata; Actinopteri; Salmoniformes; Salmonidae
Product: mucin-2-like
Exons: 20
Coding region: 125-4081 (1318 amino acids)
Source: RefSeq, a predicted model, not a curated record